Diorhabda carinulata is the source of this 4357-nucleotide messenger RNA. Its product is annotated as cysteine-rich PDZ-binding protein. Gene Ontology annotation, molecular function: microtubule binding; PDZ domain binding. NCBI's taxonomy places the organism in Eukaryota, Metazoa, Arthropoda, Insecta, Coleoptera, Chrysomelidae. Gene Ontology annotation, biological process: cytoplasmic microtubule organization. Gene Ontology annotation, cellular component: dendrite. The coding region runs from base 112 to 414 and encodes 100 amino acids. The record is from RefSeq and is a predicted model, not a curated record. The transcript is spliced from 2 exons.
GUCAAAACAGAAAGUGCUAGUAAAUAAAUAUUAACAACAAUAAAGCUAUAUUAUAAGUACAUACAAUUUAAUUAUUUUAUAUAAUUGUAAAUAACUAUUCUUAGUGAAAAUAUGGUUUGUGAUAAAUGCCAAAAAAAAUGCGGAAAAGUAAUAACUCCAGAUCCUUGGAAAUCUGGAGCAAGAAAUACCACAGAAUCAGGAGGCCGAAAAGUUAAUGAAAAUAAAGCAUUAACUGCAGCCAAAAAUCGUUUCAAUCCAUACACCACAAAAUUUGAAACUUGCAGAAUAUGUAGACAAAAAGUACAUCAAGUUGGAUCACACUACUGUCAAUCAUGUGCUUAUAAAAAGGGAAUAUGUGCCAUGUGUGGAAAAAAAAUAAUCAGUACCAAAAAUUACAAGCAAUCGGCAGUAUAGUUUAAACUGGCUGUGUAGGCUUAAAAUGUGAAAAGUGUAUUUUAGUUUAAUCAUAUUAAUUGAAUUAUUGUUAGGGAGAUGAUGUAGUGGAAUGGGGCACUCAAUGUUGAAGAUGGUUUCUGAGAAUUAUAACUUCUAGCUUCACAUAUCCCUUCUUUGCAUGAUUUUUUCUUUAUCGGUAAAUAAAUCAAGGUGAUAUAAUUUAUGUUCAAAAUUAAAGGAUAAAUGGUUAAAAAACUAUUAGUAUAUAUUUAUGGUAGAGAUUGAACAAAAAACAAUAUGAUGGAAAUUUCCAUCAUUAUGCAAAAUUAUAUCAUUAGCUUAGUAGUAAAUAGAAAUAAAAGAGGAUAUCAUUGGAUAUUUUUUAUUCUUUAUGAUAAUUAACAAAACAAUCAUUAUUUUUAUUUAUUCACAAAUUGUAGAAUACCCUUUAGAUUUAGAAUAUUUGCACAGGAGUGACCCACCCACUGUUGUCUAAUGUUCAGCAACAUCUAUUCUUAUAUCUUUUGGAGGUGGAGGAACUGUAUCAAAUCUUUCAUUGAGGCGCUGUAGUACAGCUCAGAUUUUAUGGAGUCUGUCAUGUUCUGGGUGUCCUACGGGUUUAUGAAGAUGAUUAUUAUUGAAAUGUAACAAUGAGUAAAAAUAUUUUUUCUUAUACAUUAAGAGAUAAGUAACUGCAGUGUGAUGUUAAAUUCUAUCAUGUGGUAUUUUUUAAAUUAAAUUCGAACUUUUUCAGAAAUUGCUCAAAUAAGGUUGAAGAAUCCCGACUCUAUAGUUAUAUAGCGGUUGUCUGGGGUUUUUUUAAGUGGUUUUUUCAUUAUGAAUGGUUGACAGUCCUGCUAAUGACAUUUUUAAGUGCUGUCAUCUUGACAUUCAUUUUUACUUCAUGUAUUCCGAUUUACUUGUAAUUUGAAUUUAUUUUGUCAAGCAAUUAAAAACUAAACUGAAAAAGUUUGUUUGGAUUAGAACAUGAAAAUCACAUCAAAUAAUAAUAGAAACACAUGUUACAAACUCAAAUAUAAUAAAACAAAAUUAAAAACGAAAUCAUAUGCUUAUUGCAACCAAGGUUACUAGAAUAAUAGAAGGUUUGUGACAAGCGGCUGUUUUUGUAAACAAACGAUCAGCUGCUAGAUCAUAAGCUACAUCAUUAUGUUUACAUUUUUGUUUUGUUUAUAUAUUUAUGUCAAACAGAACCUCACUAACAUUAUGUUUGAAUUAUGAGGAUGUGUGUUAUCUCUGGCUGAUCUGGCUAUACAAACGAAUUUAUUGAGACUUGUUGCUGUUCUCACAACUGUGAAGAACCGGUGAUGUCACUUGUCAACUGCGCAUCUUGUUAUUGUCACAAACCUUCUGUUAUUCUAGUAACCUUGAUUGCAACUACAAUAAGCAGUGGAAUGACAACUUCAAGUUCAUACACAGAAUGAACGGGGGCAUGACGCGCUCUUGACGUCGAAGUUAACCAACUUUCUACUUUUUCGCGCUGAUCGUCUUGAAUGUCAAAAACAUAACCUCACUUUCCUCGUCUGAAUCUAAUUCGUUCAUUUUAAAAUAUGUUGUAGUAAAGUUAUUGUAGAAAUUUCUUUUCAAAUUGAGGAGUCUCACCCACCAACGCCGCCGUGUCAAAUGUCGCUUUGUAUAUAUUUCUCUACACAUUUAAUACAGUAAAGUAAAUAUAUCUUAUUAAUAAUUUAAAAUCGUUGAAUGCUCUAGGUUUUACUGAUUUUCCAAUGACAAAGAGAGGUAGCUUAGUGACCCUAAUGCGUUCGAACACAAAGCAACUUCACUAGAAAUGAUUCUCUUAAACUUUCUGAAAAUUGACUUGCUGCUGGCUCAUCUGCUGACAUUUUUUCCCCACAUACGCUGAUAAAGUGAACUCCAUGGCGUUUUUUCCAUCUUGCCAGCCAGCCAUCCCUUGCAGUAAACGUACCUUCUCCUCCAAGUUUUGCGUGAAGGAUUAUUGCCUUCUCUUUUAAAAUUGGACCACUUAGAAGAUUCAAUGGAUUUUCGGUUCCUACGCCACUAAAUCACAGUACUUUUACCGACAUUGAAUUCUCUACAAAUACUUUGGACUGAUUCACCCUUGUCUAGACGCUCUAGGAUAUCAAGUUUUUGUUACAUAGUCACAAACGUAUUUUUACGUUUUUCACUAAUUUUAGAAAACAUUUUUCUCCAAGUAAACACGCACACUCACUUACACAACACUUAGUCAAACAUACACUCACAAAUUAACGUACGGUACAGUAAAAUCUCACUUUAUAACAAUAACGAAUGUCACAAGUUAAGUGCAACCGGUCGAUAACGAAACCACCCGUGCACUAUUCUGACAUAAAAACUGUAGUUUGUGUGUACGGCCGGAAACAAAACAUUUAAGUAAAGACCUGUCGAAAGUCAUUAGCCCCCGGCGCGGUGCGGCGGAGCAAUGUAACGGAUAUGAUUCAUCCUCCCAGGACCGGCCGAACUAUCCGGCGGCCGAUCCAGCCGAGGGUGUCUACUGUACACAACAAUCAGGACAUUCAAGUGAAAAUGUUGAUUGAACUGUCACUGGUAUACGUGUUGAUAGAUCAGACUAUUUAACUGAAUUUGUUUUAUUAUUGGAAAAAAAGUUUGUAACAGGAUGUAAGUUUUGUAAAUACCCUGUGUUGUAUUUUGUUUCAAUUAUUUCCUAAACAUAAUGAGUGUUUUACAUAAACAUGCUUAAAAAACAUUUUUAUUCAGUUUUGGGUUAGGCCUGUAUUAAACAUCUAAAAAAUAUUUUGCACUUUUUGAUGUUUUAAAUGCUUUAAAAUUCAAAUGAAAAAUAAAUGUUGGAAUUUCCGGCACAUUUGAAUCCCUACACCUCAACCGCAAAAAUACUGACUGUCUCGUUUUCGAACAAAGUUUUUAUGGCCAGCCCAAAUAAGAUAUGUUUAAAAUUUCUCAUAUUAUUUGUAUAAUUUUUAAUACAGUUUCAUCUGUUUCCUCAUAAAUGAAGCGAAAUAGGGUACAAUUAUAAUUAAAUUUAAGUAGAUUUUAUCCAGCCUUUUCCUAAAGCAAAUAUUAAAUCAACCAUAACAACAUGUAGAAAAAAUGAUAAAGCAAUAUCUUGAGAUAACUCAAGAUGUUUUUAUGCUCCUAAUAAUUCCACUUUGCUAAAGCUAUUUUUUAAUAAUUUUUGAGUCUCUAGAUUCUUAUUCAGAAAAAAUAUCAAAGUUUGGAAUGAACAUAACCUCAAAAUGAGAUAUUUAUCCAUUCAUUGAGGUACCGCAACUCUGAGAAAAGUGUUGCUAUUAAAUAAUCUUUGGAACAAUGCUGUUUAUCCUCAAAAUUUUGCAUCAAUUUCAUGAAUUCCAGUUAUUUUAUAACACACUAUUUGUAAAACAGAUUGCUCUGAAGUAGCUUCGUUUAACUAUUGAACUCUUUAUAAAUGUUCAGUUUCUUUUAGAUGGGAGUCUACAUCAGUAAAAACUUCCAAGUAUACAAGCUAAGCUAGUGUAUGGAAACAGAUAGGACUGAGGUUAUUACUAAUAGAGUCAUGAAAAUACUUAUAGCACCACUUCUAGAAACGUCUUAUAUAAAAAUAACUUUACAAAACGUGAGAAGUGUUUCAAGAAAUGCUGGAACUAGACUCAAGUAGCUGACACUCAUUAUGGAAAACCAUGCAGUUAAAUUAGGAUCCACACGUGAAGAUGAGAACCAGAAUAUUUAAGAAUGGGGCAAUGUACUUUUCAUAGAUGAUAAGAUAUCAAAAAAUUUUGGAGGGUCUAUCAUGUUGUCGGGUGAAAUAUCUUUUACAAAGACACACCAAAUUUGGUAAUUAUAAACGAAAAAUUUUUUUCGAAAUUUUUGGUCCAAUUUUGCCCCCUAUCGUUAUAUUUUGGUCUCCCCUGUACGUCUCUGUUCUGUAACUCCCUUUUUAUGUAAAUAAAUUUGUUGAAUAUAUUAAUUAUUAUAUUACUAAGUAUUA